AAGUAAAACUUUUCCCCUUAAAACCCGUCUAAAGUUUACACCAAAGAAGUGUUGAGUUUUGCUGAAAACACUUGAAAAGUUGGAAAUUCCAAUUUUCUAUCCAAACCCCAAACUAAUUUCUAUACAAAAACAACCAAACCCCAACAAUAUUCUCAUCCUCUUUCAUUCAUUUUCUCAAUUUUUUUCAUGCAAAACAUAGCAACGAAGCAAUUUCCACCCGUAACAAUCUUUAUUUUUUCUUACACUUUUUGACGUUAUCGAUGGCAAUGAAGUGCAUUGCCAGGCUAAGGUCCCGCCGGGUGGUUCAAGACCAUCUCCUUCGAGCUUCCAAUGAAGCGGCGGUUGGCGGUGGUUGCUGUUGGGCCAACCUGCCUCAGGAAUUGUUAUGGGAAGUUCUUUUAAGGAUCGAAGACUCGGAAAGUAGUUGGCCUCAGAGGAAAAAUGUGGUCGCCUGUGCUGGUGUUUGCAGGAGUUGGAGGAUUAUUAUUAAACAGAUUGUUAAAGUUCCUCAACUUUCAGGGAAAUUAACUUUUCCCAUCUCAGUUAAACAGCCCGGUCCAAAGGAUUCUCUCCUUCAAUGCUUCAUAAAGCGAAAUCGAUCAACCCAAACAUACUACCUUUACCUUGGUUUAACUAAUUCAUUAUUGGACGUUGGAAAGUUCCUUCUUGCUGCUCGCAAGUGUAGGCGUCCAACUUGCACAGAUUAUAUCAUCUCUUUACAGGCUGAGGAUAUCUCAAAGGGGAGUAAUGCUUAUGUUGGGAGAUUGAGAUCAAAUUUUUUAGGGACCAAGUUCACCGUCUUUGAUGGACAACCUCCUCACACUGGUGCAAAGAUAGCUAAAAGUAGAUCCUCUAGGCUACCAAAUUUAAAACAAGUUUCACCUAGAGUCCCUUCUGGCAGUUACCCCAUGGCUCACAUUUCAUAUGAAUUAAAUACAUUAGGUUCAAGGGGUCCAAGAAGAAUGCAUUGUAGUAUGAACACCAUCCCUGCAACUUCAAUAGGACCAGGAGGAUUAGCCUCCACCCAGGCUGAGUUUUCUCUCAACAAUGUGAAUCCAUCUCAAUCGAUCCCAAUCUUUCAUUCAAAGUCGGCCAGUUUGGAGAAUUUUCUAUCUGGCCCUUUAUCAUAUCAAAAGAAUGGUAGACUGGUCUUGACAAAUAAGGCUCCGAGGUGGCACGAGCAACUCCAGUGUUGGUGUUUGAACUUCCAUGGACGAGUUACGGUUGCUUCAGUGAAAAACUUCCAAUUGGUGGCGUCUCCGGAAGAUGGACCAGCAGGGCCAGAACAUGAGAAGAUCAUCCUCCAGUUUGGGAAAGUGGGGAAGGAUUUGUUUACCAUGGAUUACCAGUAUCCGAUCUCAGCUUUCCAAGCCUUUGCUAUCUGCCUCAGCAGCUUUGACACGAAGAUUGCUUGUGAAUAAAUGAUGAACAGGUUUGUAUUUAUUUUAUUUUUGAAAAAACAAGUAAAGCCCCUGUCCAUUUACCAGCAUAAACUUUUCAUCUUCUCUACCCACUGCUUUUAUUACAUUUUAAUUCCUGAAAAAA
This is a messenger RNA of Hibiscus syriacus, 1545 nucleotides long. Its product is annotated as tubby-like F-box protein 3. The record is from RefSeq and is a predicted model, not a curated record. Gene Ontology annotation, molecular function: protein binding. The transcript is spliced from 5 exons. Lineage: Eukaryota; Viridiplantae; Streptophyta; Magnoliopsida; Malvales; Malvaceae. Bases 261 to 1421 code for a protein of 386 amino acids.